Penicillium angulare is the source of this 690-nucleotide messenger RNA. RefSeq names its product M24 family metallopeptidase. The transcript has a single exon. Lineage: Eukaryota; Fungi; Ascomycota; Eurotiomycetes; Eurotiales; Aspergillaceae. Bases 1 to 690 code for a protein of 229 amino acids. The record is from RefSeq and is a predicted model, not a curated record.
AUGGCUACCACCGAAAGCGAACGCGCAGCCAAUCUCCAAGAUGCCCAAGACAAAGCGGCCCAAUUAUUCAUAGAAAUCGAACGAGACCUCGUCCGUCCCGGUAUUAGCGAAAAAACACUCAAUGCGGAGAUCUACCAACUCGGAUUCGAUCGCUACGGCAUAAAAACCCACUGGCACAAACGAGUCAUCCGCAGUGGUCCAAACACUUUAAGUCCCUUCUCCGAUAAUCCACCGGACCGCAUCAUUCAACCCGACGAUAUCCUAGUCGUGGAUCUAGGUCCCGUCUUCGAAGCCUGGGAAGCUGAUUUCGGCCGCACCUAUGUCCUCGGUGAUGAUCCGCAUAAGAUCAAAUUGAGAGAUUCUUUACAGCCUGUUUGGGAUAUCGUGAAGGGGAAGUAUCUCCAGAACCCGGAUAUGUCGGGCGAAGAGCUUUAUGAUAUUUCGGUUCAGGUUGCGCGGGAAUAUGGAUUUGAUUUCGGGGCUGAUAUUGCCGGGCAUAUUGUUGGGAGUUUUCCGCAUGAGAGGAUUCCGAAGGAUAGAGUAGCUCUUUAUAUUACGAAAGGUAAUGGGGAGACUAUGAAUACGGUGGGGAAGGAUGGGUUUAAGAGGCAUUGGAUUUUGGAGAUUCAUUUGAGGGAUACGGAGCGUGGGUUUGGGGGGUUUACGGAGCAGUUGUUGACUGUUGGUUAA